AACUAGGAAUCAUGUUCAGCUCUUAGAUUGUGAAAAUCUAUACUAGAUUCAUUAUUUCGUCGACUAAAUUUGUGGGAAGACAAAAUUUUCAUUUUUUUUUGAGUUCAUUAUUUACACAGCAAAUUAAUUCAUCAUGUUUCACAACAAAUUAUCAUUAUGUAAUAGUUCAUAGUGUAAAUUAUAAACAGGGUUUGUAGGGUCAUCCAAGAAAGUUUAUUUAUUUAUUGUAUUGUAUAAAUUAAGUUACAAUAUCGAUAUAUCAUCAUUUCAUGAAAAUGUUGUCUUACCUGGAGCCUUGUGUUUGGCAGGCAAAUUUUGCUGGACUUGAUUAUGAGCUUAACAAUCAUCAACAACAACAAGAUUCAAUGAAUCAAGAAAUGGGAGCAACAUCUGCAGAUCAGAACAGCAGCCAAAUCGUAGAAUACAUGCUGCAUAAUCCACCACAACACCACCAACCAUCAUCCAACUUUUGCGGGUCGAAUUCAUUUGACAAGUUGAGUUUUGCAGAUGUGAUGCAGUUUGCAGACUUGGGCCCCAAACUGGGGUUGAAUCAAGGCAAGACAUCCGAGGAGGAAGGCGGGAUCGACCCCGUCUUCUUCCUCAAAUUCCCGGUCUUGAACGACCAUCACAAGGUGCAGCAAGAUGACGAGAACCAACACCUCUCUUUGAGAGAAGAUGAGCAAGGUGGUGACGAUGAUGGAGAUCGAGUGGAGGAGAAUGCGCAGCUGAGAUUUGUUGGUGAGAAUCUUGAAAAAGUAGAAGGGAAGAGCAAGAGGAAGAGGCCUCGAACUUCAAAGACUAUUGAAGAAGUUGAGAGCCAAAGAAUGACUCAUAUUGCUGUCGAAAGGAAUAGAAGGAAGCAAAUGAAUGAACAUCUUCGUGUCUUGAGGUCUCUCAUGCCUAGCUCCUACGUUCAAAGGGGUGAUCAAGCAUCUAUAAUUGGUGGGGCGAUUGAGUUUGUGAGAGAGCUGGAGCAGCUCCUCCAAUGCCUGGAGUCGCAGAAGAGGCGGCGGCUGUACGGGGAUGGGGGGAGGCCGGCCGGAGAUCCGUCGUCCAUGGGUGUGCAGCAGCCUCAGAUGUUCCCUCCAAUGGCUAUUCCAAAUGAUCAAGGCUUUGAAACUGCAGGAUUGCAAGAAGAAAGCGCAGAGAGCAAGUCAUGUUUAGCAGAUGUGGAGGUGAAGCUUUUAGGGUUUGAUGCUUUGAUCAAGAUUCUGUCGAGGAGAAGGCAUGGACAGCUCAUCAAAACUAUUGCUGCCCUUGAAGAUUUGCACCUCACUAUUCUGCAUACUAAUAUUACUACUAUUGAACAAACUGUUCUUUAUUCUUUCAAUAUCAAGAUUAAUGGAGAGGCAAGGUUCACAGCUGAUGAUCUGGCAAACUCAGUUCAACAAAUUUUCAGUUUUAUCCAUGCAAACAAUAGCAUAUAAUAGAAUUAAGAUAUUUAUCUAUAUAUAUAUGAUAUUUGUAUGAAUGUGUGUGAACCGAGAUAAUCUUAGAUCUAUGUAGUUUUUUUGUUCACAUUCUUAUAUUUAUAUCUAUUUUUAUAUAAAUAUUUACAUAUA
Messenger RNA from Salvia miltiorrhiza (redroot sage), 1562 nucleotides. Its product is annotated as transcription factor FAMA. Gene Ontology annotation, cellular component: nucleus. Gene Ontology annotation, molecular function: protein dimerization activity; DNA-binding transcription factor activity. Lineage: Eukaryota; Viridiplantae; Streptophyta; Magnoliopsida; Lamiales; Lamiaceae. The record is from RefSeq and is a predicted model, not a curated record. Bases 270 to 1427 code for a protein of 385 amino acids. Gene Ontology annotation, biological process: positive regulation of DNA-templated transcription; stomatal complex development; guard cell differentiation. The transcript has 3 exons.